Messenger RNA from Rhagoletis pomonella (apple maggot), 4400 nucleotides. RefSeq names its product E3 ubiquitin-protein ligase ZNRF1. Lineage: Eukaryota; Metazoa; Arthropoda; Insecta; Diptera; Tephritidae. The record is from RefSeq and is a predicted model, not a curated record.
AGUGAGGUAAGGCCAGGAAAACGAAAAAAUUGUGUUUUUCAUCAACAAAGCGCAUAAAAACAGACGAUAGCAAAAUAGCGAUAUAACUAGCUGUGUAGAGCAGCAGCAACAGCGGCAUCGGAGGUGACUGGCAGAAGAAAUAUCAGCGGUGUCAGUUAUAGCUCAUAAGAAUUAUUCAAUUGGCAAUUCGUUGACGAAAAAGCUCUCCUCUUUGAAGCGUCUUAGAUUGGACAGUACUUGUAUAGUUGCCGAUAAAAACAGAAAUCUGAUUCCAUAUCGGAGGCAAUCGCCACUGUUUGCUAUUUUUGUUGUUGCUGCUGCACGCAAAGGCGAUCAACGACACGUAAGGUGAAAAAAUUUCAGAUUGACUUUGGCUGUACGAGGAAUGGGCAACGACACGAACGCUGCCCACAGACCCACAUCAGUGCAGCAAAAGUAAUAGCAUAAACAACGGUUAAUCGCAUUCCUUUGUCUGAUACCAAUGUGCACUCCGUUGGAAACUUUGUAAGCUGCCACAACCACCGGUUACCAAUUCUUUGCCCACACUCCUACGCAGCUCAUCAUCCUCACGAGCAAGCAGCUGUCACAACGCAUACACUGAAGGAAACAUAACAAAGAGCUGUUUUAGGGAUUGCCUAACAAACGCUUGCUCUUGUAUUCUGCAAAAAAAAAUUUAGAUGGAGACAACUGAUAUUUGUAAGACGCAUUUAAAGCGUUAAAAAAAUCCUUCAAAGUUUGAAACUACAAGCACUUAACCUACACACUCAUCCUCAAAACGCAUCGCAUCGAACGUACGUUCAUACAAACAUAUAACGAUAAAACUGAAUCCCAACGAAUGGGCGCAAAGGCAAGCACUCCGACAGCCAGCGGCCAAAGCCCACGUUCGCGUACCUUUUCCAGCAGUUCAACUGGAACCGAUGCGGCACAAGUCGCAUCUAAUAGUGGAUUGGGUCAUGCUCCGACUGGUGCCGAUGGCGGUCAAGGCUUCAACUUGUUGCGUACAUUGCCCAGCUUGCAGGUGCAACAUCACGUCCAAAGCUCCAGCAUCGACAGACAAAGGGCACGCAGUUUGAGUUCUGUGCCUGACAUUCACAAUCAACAACAUGGCACAACACAUUCCUCUUGUGCUGUAGGUAGUGGACCACACACACAUCCGGCAGUAGUCACGGCGCCUAGUAGCAAUGCAUUUGGUUUGUCCCCACAAGCGCACUCUUCAGCUGGUCCCAACUAUCUACAACAUCAGCAUUAUCCCCUUGGCGGUGAUGGUAUGGCUGGUGGUAGUAUUCGUAUGAGUGUACCCGUCAGCAGCAGUUCAUUUCACGACAACUCGCUCAUACUGAACGGAGGAAGCGGUGGUGGGAUUAAUACCGGCGGUCGUGGCAUAGGGAGCGGACCACAUUCGCAUACGUUGAAUUUUGAUGAUCUGCAAGACGCUUCAGGAGCGGGCACAAAUUUCGUCGAAAGCAUUGCAUUGGCGGCAUCCUCAUCUAGUGGCGCAAGCGGCAUUGGGCGCGUCUAUACAGCAACGUCACUGCCGUCACACAUUUGGUCAUUAAACGGUAUUAAGUGUCCAGUAUGUAACAAAUUUGUGUUGCCCGACGAUAUUGAAUGCCAUUUAGUUAUGUGCCUCACAAAGCCGCGACUGUCAUACAAUGAGGAUGUUUUAUCCGAUGCCAAGGGCGAAUGCGUAAUUUGCUUAGAAGAUUUGAAUCCCGGUGAUAUUAUAGCACGAUUGCCGUGCUUGUGUAUUUAUCAUAAAGGCUGCAUCGAUCGAUGGUUCGAGGUGAAUCGAUCUUGCCCCGAGCAUCCCGGCGACUAGUUAAACCUAACUAAUUUUAGAGAGGGUAAUGAAACGGAAUCAUAACUAAUCAAUGUAUUGAGUAAUAAUGAACCUAGUGAUAUAAUCUAUAUUCAGAAAAUAUUAAAAUAGAAAUUAGUUGUAAAUUCUUUUUUAUACUGUGACGUAAAAUUAGGUGAACAUAAUAAUAUAUAAACUUUAAAGGAAAAAACCAAAAAAAAAAACAAUGAGAACUUAAGGCAGAAAAACGAAAAAUUUAACAAAAGAAAAAUACAUAUAAAAAAUAAAGCAUUGUAAUAAAUGUAAACAUAAAAAAGCAUAAGAUUAAUUGUAUGUUUGUAAUUUCUGUGUGUCUUAUCGUUUAUGAAUUUAUAUAUAUGCAAUAGUUUUGUUGUGAUUUAAAUUGUAUUUUACAUACAAAUAUAUUAUGUGAAGUCGAGAUGUGUUAAGGGCAUGCGCAAACAUAUAUAAAUAAUUGACAGUAGUGAUGAUACCAACGCCAAUUUUACGACAACUCAACUUAAUUAAAAUCAACUCAACUCAACUGAACUCUAAAAGCUUAAACAGACGGCAGUUAAUUCCCGAGUUGAUCCGGAUCAACGCUGCCGUCUGUUUAUGCUUCUAUGCAGUCUAGUAUGCAACAGGAUAACUGUAGAACCAUGUUUUGUUCCACAAAACUUAACAAAACGGAACACCAACAACAGCAACAACAAUAACAACGAUUAAGUAUGAUUGACAGCAAGGAUGGAGGCGCGUAUAAACAACAGUCUACAAACAUUACAAAAAAAAAGGUGCUGCGCACUGCAGCCCAGUGUGCGUUAAUUAUUUCAUUGUGAUUGUCUAUAUUAAGUUUUUUGUAUGUGAUUAUUGCUCAUUUCACGUUAAUUGUUUUCGAUUUGGCUUAAAUUGUACACAAAAUACUUACAUACAUACAUGCAAACAAAAGCAAACAAAAAACUGUACACUCAAACAAAAAGAAAAUAAUUUUUAGAAUAGGAAAUGUUGUGAAUUGAGAUAUAAGAAACGUUUUUGUUAAGCCAAUAACUCCCCGCCGCAAUGAGAAAUUACAUACAAACACUCAUAAGAAAUACAGAAAAUUACGUGCGCAUACAUAUAUAAAGUUUAAAAAGAUGGUAUGUAUGUAUGUACGCGUGUGAGUCAAGUGAAGAUGCUGGAUGUCUGCACGUCAAAUGGAAGGGGUGGUGAGGUGGUGACGGCGCUGAAAGAGUAGUGAGUUAGGACGAUGAGACGGUAGUUGAAAGUACACUUUACUCAAAUGUCAAUAUCAUUUCGUAAAUAAAGAAUUAAAUAAUAAUAAUUAAAUAAAUAAAUAAGAAAUAAAAACUAAAAUCAACAAUGAAAAAGUAAGAAAAUACGCGUAUAAUUCUAUUGAUGAGGGUUAAAUAAAGUUUAGCUGGUACAUAUAAACUAUAUUUACAUAUAUACAUACAUACAUACAUACUUAGCUAUGCAAUUUAAGUUUACGCUCGAAAGAAAGGUCAUAAAAUGUCCACAAUUUAAACAAGCAGCAAAAAAGUAUAUUCAAUUCAACUGAACAUAAAAACAAUAACUAAAACUAAAUGCAACACACAAAUAGAAAUCACAAAAAUAGGAAAACUACAUAAAUGAUUAACAGAGAAGCAGUAGCGAAGUUAUCAUUCGAACAAGAUAUUACUGCGCAUUUCACUGUAGUUGCAUAUACAUGCAUAUAAACACAUAAUGCAUGGUAGAAAAGAAUCAAAAACAAAAAAUAGAGUAAGAAAAAUUAAUACAAGAAGGAUGUUAGAAAAUGAGAGGAUGUACGAAACAAACGUGAAUAUCUUGUCAAGCAUAUACCAAAUCAUUAUUAAGCGUAGCAGUUAAAAUUGUACAUACCACAUACAUACAUCAUAGCAUAGCAGCAUUCAUACACUAAAAUGCAUAUUUAUAUACACGAGCAGUGCAAGCAGAAGCGAAUCAGAAAUAAUUGAGAGUUAAAAAAAGGGUGCAUUCCAAAACGUCCAAAUACAAGGCAUCAGUCUCUUUUACUUCUAAACCUCGGUAGAUUUUCAUGCCAAAUGUGCGCAACCACGAUUAGAUGAAAGUUUUCAACAAGGUUGCAGAAGUUAGACUUUUUCUUUUAGUGCGGUUUAGAAAUAAAAAGAGACUCAUGCUCUGUAUUUUCACAUUUUGGAAUGCACCCAAAAUUAUAAUAAUAUGAAAAUGCUGUAAAAAAUAAAUAGUUUUUGGUGAAAGAAUCGAAUUGCAUUAAAUUCGAAAACAGAAGAAAACGAAUGCAUAAUUGUAACAAUCUUUAUGUGCUUGUACGUUACUGUAUGUGAAAUGUAUUGUAUUUGUAUUUGUUUUUUACCAAUCAAAAUUAGUAAAAGAAAUGAAAAUCAAGAAGAGAAAACGCAAAAGAGGUGAAUAGUACUAUAUAAUUAUUGUAACAAAGUUUGAAUCCCAAUUUUCGCUUGCGUUUUAAAUUUAUUUGGAUGUAUUUUCUGUUUAUUUAUGAUUUUUCAAUAUUAAACGAUUUUUUUACAGUAAUAUAACCUAUUCCUGAAUAUUGAAGCAACAAUAAGAGAAUUAUUUAAGUAAACCGAUUAAGCGUUUUAACGUA